GCCGCCGCGGGAGGGACGGGGGAUAUUCAGAAAGAAUCUUGCCUGCUAAGAACAAGGUCUCCCGCACGGGUCUAAGCCCUUCUUUGAUUACUUGGGCAUUUCUGUGGGGCACGCUUGCCAUGUGGAAUGGCAUGCCCUUCCGUAGCACAUGCAACGUUCUGUUCCUGUUCCUGUUCUUGGUCAUGUUUGUGGGCCCCCUGUUCAGCCUGUUCCCUUUCUGUUCAAUGUUUCCUUCUUCCCCCUCCCCUAGCCGACGCCCCCCCCCCCGGCUUGGGACAUCUGGGCCCAACGGCAGGUCAGCCAGGUUUGUCGCCCUCAGCCCCGAAGGUGGACAUGCCCAGGCUCGCCUAGGUGGUUGGGGUCUAGUGUAGUCAUCCAUAAAUAUAUACUGGCCCCCUUGCUUCCCAUUCCGGGCGCUGUCCCUCUUCCGGCCCCCUUCACUACGCUCAAUACGCCUUCUUGCUGUUCACUUGCUCCAGAGGCUUCUGUUCCUCAUUCAUUCCUUCCUUCCAACGAGCAGUGCUCCACGUUCACUUUUUGACGAGAAAAACAACUCUCAUCAUCCACGGUUCUACCAACCACAACAUUGGCAAACAAUCAGAAAGCGGACAGUUCCAACCAGUGGCCUGACCCGAAAACAAACGGCAUCCAAGUCCAAGACAAAGACAGACCACUUACACUCGAGACAACAUUCCAGUGUAGCCAGCCGACCAGCCAGCCAGCCUGCACCCUUUCACACCUUCAUUCAUCUUCUCCAGCAAGGGGCGCCCCGAUCACAUCCAACGCUACUACCAGCUUAGAUUAGAAUAUCGGAGUCCUUCACCAUGAAGUCAACGACAGCAUCCCUCAUCAUCACCGCCCUGGCCUCGACGGUCAUCGCCCAGCCUCAUGGCCACCACCAGCACCAGCACCCGGCCCGGGCUGCCCACCAGCACCACCACAAGCGUGAUCUCGUCACUGAGUGGGACACUGUCUGGGUUACCGAGACCGUGACCGAGCUCAUCGACGGCACCACCACCGAGUGGAUCACGCCAACCGCCAAACCAGAGACCCCGUCCACCACUCUGGCCACCGUCACGUCCUCGUCGGCCGGCGGCCAGUUCUUCGAGGGCUCCCCAUCCAGCCCACCCGUGGUCGUCGCCCCGCCGCCGCCCCCGCCGGCCGUUGAGACGCCCAACCCACCCCCGGCGGUUGCUGCUCCUCCUCCUCCCGCCCCCACGACCAGCAGCAGCUCGUCUGUCUAUGUCGCUCCUCAGCCCACCCCCGAGCCUGCGCCUGUCGUGGCCCCCGCGCCGCCACCCGCGCCCGCGCCCGCACCACCCAAGGUUGAAACCCCCCCUGCUCCCGCCCCCGCCGCCCCGUCCAUCGCGGCAGUCAACCCCCCCGCUGCGCCGUCCCCCGACACGGGCUCCGGCUCCGGCGCCACCGUCAACACGAACAGCAACGCCGCCUCGGUGCUGGGCUCCGGCUUCAAGUCCGGGGACCUGACCUACUACACCGUGGGCCUUGGUGCCUGCGGCGAGGACGACAGCGGCAAGGACAUGACCGCCAACAUCGUCGCCAUGUCGGCUGCGACCAUGGGCGCGCAGUCCAACGGGAACCCCAUGUGCGGCAAGACCAUCAAGAUCUUCAACAAGGCCAACGGCAAGACCUCGACCGGUGUCAUCCGCGACAAGUGCCCCGGCUGCGUCGACGGCAGCAUCGACGUCUCGCAGAAGCUGUUCGAGGAGCUCGCCGACCUCGCCGACGGCCGCAUCGACAUCUCCUGGAACUGGGCUUCCUAAGCUGCGCUGGUGGUGGUCUCCAGCUUGAUGACCUCGGCUUCUCGCAGUACCCGCCAACCAUCCCAGGUGCCCGGGUACGGGGGAGGCUUGACGAAUUUCCUUUCCAAACUCAUCACGAGGCAUUUGGCAUGAUAUCCAAGGUUCUCAGGCCCACAACUUGGGGGUUCCAGAGCAACAAAUCUACAUUCUUGGGGCGUCAAUAGGAGGGAGGCGGAUCUGGGUAUCGACAAAACAGAUACUACCUUUUUUUCCCCCGGCCGCGUUUGUUUUGUUUCAAUUCUUGAGAUACAAUAUGGGCACUCCUGGCUUCACUCCUUUCAAAAGAUAUCCCAGGCCGUUGCUCACCUACGAGCCCCACGUCCUUUCUUCUUUCCUUGAGGCGAUUGGGGGAAAACCAAAAUGGACGGGCAAUGCUUGCAUAGUCCUUAACUUCUAGUGUAUAUACCUUAGGGAAUUAACUCCUAUUCUGUGGACUCGCCGAGGUCCGACUUGAUCAUAGAUCAUAUCCACAAAUCUUUUUGACCCCUCAUCGUGUGCGCGCCUUGUGUGGACCGUGCCAUUGCGUUGUGGAUUCGUGAUGGAGGGGGGUCACUAAGAUCGUCAACGGUCUUUUUUUUCUGUGGGUUUGAUGUGUUGAUCGCUUGCACGACUCCAUUUUCCUUGGGCCUAGUUCCGUCGGCUAUCGAUGGCUAUCUGAUGUGGCACACGAUACAGUGGACAGUGCGCUCCUCGCCGACGAGCUCGCAUUGACCACGUCCAGGUCCAGCGUCAUCAAUCGAUCCUGACUGAAGCAUAAUUACAUGCUUAAUUAGCUAACGAGGUUUAUAGUAUCGUUGAUUUAUUUCACCUG
Messenger RNA from Diaporthe batatas, 2634 nucleotides. RefSeq lists its product as uncharacterized. The record is from RefSeq and is a predicted model, not a curated record. The transcript has a single exon. The coding region runs from base 825 to 1784 and encodes 319 amino acids. NCBI's taxonomy places the organism in Eukaryota, Fungi, Ascomycota, Sordariomycetes, Diaporthales, Diaporthaceae.